Fomitiporia mediterranea MF3/22 is the source of this 1224-nucleotide messenger RNA. Its product is annotated as NAD-binding protein. The record is from RefSeq and is a predicted model, not a curated record. NCBI's taxonomy places the organism in Eukaryota, Fungi, Basidiomycota, Agaricomycetes, Hymenochaetales, Hymenochaetaceae. Bases 86 to 1021 code for a protein of 311 amino acids. The transcript is spliced from 8 exons.
CGAGGCGUUUAAAUACAAGAACUACAAAUGAUGGCGCUACCUCAAACCCUUCUGUCGUUUCCCUGGCCAACUUCGUCGUUCCAGCAUGGGUCAAACCUGGUCUCUCUAUUUUCCACCCGCACCGAAAUUCAAUGUCUCGGACAUCCCUGAUCUGUCGGGCAAGGUCAUGAUUGUGACUGGUGGCAGCUCUGGAAUUGGAAAAGAGAUCGUUCGAGGACUUGUUUCACAUAAUGCGAAGGUCUACUUGGCGGCUCGCAGCGCUGAAAAGGCAAACGCUGCGAUUGAAGAGCUGAAAAAAGACACGGGCAAGGAGGCGCAAUUCCUGCAAGUCGACCUGGCGAGUGUGAAGAGCGUGCGACGCGCUGCAGAAGAGUUUCUAGGCAAAGAGCAACAGCUUCAUGCUCUCAUAAACAAUGGUGGAGUUAUGUUCUUAACUGCUACACCAGAGUCCCAGGCCAUCACGGAGGAUGGAUAUGAUAUCCAAUGGGGCACAAACGUUGUUGGGCCCUUCUACUUCACACAACAGCUCAUGCCCGCACUCCUUGCUGCUGCGGAAAACUCGCCUGAUAAGAAGGCUCGCGUGUUAUUCACGUCGUCUAUCGUACAAUCGGAUGAUAUCAACUUCGAGACGACCAAAGAUACUCCUGCACGGAAGAAAAUGUCAGCGAGCAACCGCUACGGACAGUCCAAAUUCGCGAAUGUGGUUCUUGCUCGCGAAUUGGCACGUCGCUACGGGGACAAAGGGAUCGUGUCAACUUCCCUUUACCCAGGCGGAAUUAAGACAGAUCUCCAACGACACUUGCCCAAACUGACCCGUAAGAUUCUUGAUCUGGCACUUCACCCUGCUCCAAUGGGCGCUCUCACUGCAUUAUGGGGAGCUACUUCGCCUGAAGCGGCAGACCUGAACGGCAAGUAUUUGGUUCCAUGGGCAAGAGUUGGGGUCCCCAGCGUCGCUUCGCAGAAACCGGAAUUGGGUGAGAAGCUAUGGUCAGAACUUGAGGAACAAGUGAAGGGGAAGUAAUCAGCCAGUGACGUCCGUCCGGCAACGAUGGUCCAGAUGCUCUAUUGACUUCUGCAAAGAUUGGUGCACGUUGCUUUUUGAAAUCUUUCAUCAUACUUCGCGGCAAUUUGUUUAGAUACCUUUACAUAGUUCGUUUUGAGUCUGCUAUUUCCUUAUAAACUUACUGCACUCAUUUAUGACUGGGUGCAAACCUUCGUUUGAAA